AUGCCUGAUGAAGGCUUGACACCUAAUGCAAUCACUUAUAACCACCUGAUUGAUGCCCAUUGCAAAAUUGGUGAAAUAGAUAAGGCCUUGAAGCAUUUUUCAAACAUGAAAGUGGCUGGUAUUUCUCCAAAUGUUGUAACCUAUAGUAAAUUGAUUGAUUUUUUCUUCAAGAAAAACAAACUUGACAUGGCUUUGUCAAUGCUGAAUGAGAUGAGAACAAAGGAUUUGGUUCUAGAUGUUUUUACUUACGACAGCUUAUUCCGCAGCUUCAAGCAAAGACAUGAUCUUGUAAAAACAUUUUGGUUGAUGGAUCAGAUGAAGAAAGAAGGCUGUGCUCCAAGUGAUGCAAUUGUCAGGACACUUAACUGGCUGGUUGAUGUUGGUGAAAUGAAAAAAUUAAGUGACUUUGUAAAUGAAAAAAUUAAGUGA
This is a messenger RNA of Cryptomeria japonica (Japanese cedar), 429 nucleotides long. Its product is annotated as pentatricopeptide repeat-containing protein At5g61990, mitochondrial-like. Lineage: Eukaryota; Viridiplantae; Streptophyta; Pinopsida; Cupressales; Cupressaceae. Gene Ontology annotation, molecular function: protein binding. The record is from RefSeq and is a predicted model, not a curated record. The coding region runs from base 1 to 429 and encodes 142 amino acids. The transcript has a single exon.